UUUUUUUAGUUUUAAAGCGCAAAAAGACGGAUUUCUACCUUGGAACCACCAGAUAUAUUCUAAUUGGCAUAGAUAAAAUUAAAUCUAUAGCCCGGUUAGCAAGUUAUUUAUUAUUAUUUAAACUGUAACGCUUUUAAAACCGAAAGUAGAAUUUCUAAACGCUUACGUCCAUUUCGACAAACGCGAUUAUUUUUAAGUUUUAAAGCGCAAAAAAGACGGAUUUCUACCUUGUAACCACCACAUAUAUUCUAAUUUGCAUAGACAUGAUAUGUUUCUUAUUUAUACUUAAAUUUACUAUGCCAAAUAAGUUGUGUGGCUUUAACAAAUUUAUCGUAGAUUUGUCCUUUAAAUAUAAGGACAGCUACGAAAUAGAAGAUGGCAUAAAAUAUCGUGUGGUAAAAUAAUACGUGUGAUGUGUAUAUUUAAUGACAGAAAAAGAUUGCAUUUUUGUGAAAAACAACUUAUAGAGAUUAAUUAUUCUCUUGCAGGGAGCAGGGAAUGCUCUAUUUAACAAACCAUAAAAGGUCCAACUGGAUUAUCUGUAAAAGCUGACGGCAUGUAUCGAACAUAAAUCGUCGUUAAAUUAAUGUCAACUAACAUGGAAUUUUUAAGAAUAAACGAGAUGUCAGAUUACAGCCUUAGCAGCUGCUCUUCGUCGGAGUACGAAGAAAUGAUGGAAUCAGACAUAGACAUUGAUGACAUUUGGAACAAGCAGGCUGAAAUGAUGUCUGAAAUAAAACGUGACAUUGAAGCUAAAUUCAAAACAGAAUUGGCUGAUUCUCAACACAUCCGAAUUAGUAAGGUGCCAGAAACUGCAUAUAGUGAAACGAAACCGAAAGUAAAUGAAGAUGCCAUUGCAACGAAUUCUUCUAUUCAGAACCAACGCCAGACGACAGCUCUAAUGAAUAGGCAUUUUGUAAAUGAUAGUUCAUCACAAGAAGCCAAUAAUGAAACUGGUGACGAGUUGCAGUUGUCAUUAUUGCAAUCGGUAAACAUAACGAAUAAAAAACAUACUGUAUUCGAAUCACCAGGAAGUCGUUUUGAUAAAAAUACACUAUUAAUAACAACUAAGAAGAUUUCUUCGUUUAUGGAAGAUCAUAAAAUUAAAGCAGUGGAUUUAAGCGCAAUUACAAAGCAUACGUUUCUGCCGCUUGAAGUGUUUGGUAUGUGUCGGAGUAAGUCAUGUAAAACACCAGUGCUUAAUAAUCCUUAUAUUAAAAUUCCAAGAUGCGAUGAAAACAUGAAGUUAUUUAAUUCGUCAACUGCAACAGAUAUAUCAAGAGGAAUCCAUCUUUCCUAUAAUGAAGAUAAUGCAGUUGUGUGCCCUUUUGGCGACAGUGAUUUAGACGGGUCUUUGAUUAUAUCAUCUAACAUGACCUCCGGUAAGCUUUCACAGCAGGAGAGCACUGCAACUGUCGAUUUAGAUUCUUUGACUGCAACUGAAAACGUGUAUUUUCAAAUAGAUGGGUUGCAACUAGCAAAACGAAAUAUUGUUUCCAAUACUAAUCGUCCAAAUAACAGGUCAAUGUUCAGCAAACGAAGCCCAGAACGUUGCUUCAAACCGCGUGUAAAUCGUUUGAAGCAAAUAACACCUAAAACAGUUACUACGGAUUCGUAUGUAGAUUUUGUGGAUCUUACUCAACAAGUGGAUGAUGAUUCCGAUAUAGACGUAGAAAUUAUUGCCGAAUGGGACAGUAGACCAUUUAUUAAUAUAAUGAGAGAAAACAUAAAAAGCGAUCAUAAUUAUAGUUUGGUAAACCACGGGGAUAGCUUUCUGUCCCAGAAUAAACAGCACAAAAAUCCCCAUGGCAAUACACUAAAAAUAAAACAGUUACAUAUUCGAGAUGUAAAAAUGCAAAAGAAAACUGUUGAACAAAUGAUAAAUCAUGAAAACAACUUAAUAGAAAGGAACAAAAGGUUGGAAUUGAAGCAUCUUUUUGAACAUCUUCACUUUACUGUAGUAGAGAACCCCUCCCCUGUAGAGCCGAAAAUAGGUAUCAUCCGACACGCUUUGAAUGAAAUUCGGACUCUGCAAGAACGGGAACAGGAAUUGUUACGUGAGAAAAGGCACCUUGCAUUUCUAGCGACUAACAAGAGGCAGUACAUUAGAGAACUGAAGUAACUUAGAAAGAGAAAGACAAUAUAAUUUAUUUAUGUGAUUAUUUAUAAACUUUGUCCCGCGAUUGACGAUAUUGAGCAAAACGUUUGACGGUGUGGCCUGUUCUAAUAUAUAUCGCUACAUCGUCUCUAUGAGGCACUUUAAAAAGGUGUUAUUCCUGCGGGUUAUGCGCAUUUCACUUGAUUGAAUAUUUACCUAGGUCAUAUUUGCAUAACAUGUAUGUUGAUUCCCUAAAUUAUUAAGCAUGAUUGCGUAUAGUGUUUCCUAUGUAAUGUACAAAUGACUGUGUUUUCUUUAAUUUGUUCUCGCAAUACUUAUGCUAUUUAAAAGAAAAAAAUAACGUGAUGACAAUACUGAACAAAAAAACACGUUGGUUUAUAUGUUCAUCCUGUCACAAAUAUAAGCGCUUAAGACAAUGCAAUUACGGUUGGCAGUAUUAAUUUGCAACAAUAUGGGAUGGAUUCUACACAUUUUCUGUAAUUAACAAUACUGUGGACGAAAUAUCAGUCUGGUCAUAUUGUGUCAGUAAAUAACGUUAUUUGUGUUGUUCUUGUUAUGUUCUUAUUUAAAAUGAAGUUUACCUAUGUGCAUUGCAGUGUUGCAGAAUCACUGUUAUGUUCUACGGUGUGUUGUUGACUAUAUUAAGCCAAUAAUCUUCCAAUAAAAAUAUGUGACGUGGAACGAUGUUUCAAUAGUUCUUAGACAGGGAGCAUGCGUAUACGGGAGCUUACCGGGUUUAAUUGAGGUUCGUUGGAACUUACUUCCAAGAUGGCAUCGUUUUCCGAAAGUAGCGGAUAUUAUCACCCGGUAAGCUUAAAUGCCGGUAAUCAUAUUUCUUUUAUAAUGAUUACGCACUUUCGGCUCUAUAAUGUUUGUGUUUCCCUCGGUUUUUUGUUUCAAGAUCGUAGACGUCAGGAUAAAAAAGUUAUUGAAAGAAAACAGUCCACAAAUAUGUUGUCUUUCAUAAAAUGCGAGAUAUUUGAUGUACAAGUACCAUUGAAAUCUCUUAUAAUACACUGAAUUGACUCACAUGUACAGUAAAAUAUAACGCAGCACUGUAGAGCCGAAAGGGUGUAAUCAUUUAAAAGAAAUAUAAAUAUAAAGUGGAUUACCGAGUGAAAAUAUCCGCUACUCCCUCACAAAAAACACGAAAACGACGCCAUCUUGGAAGUAAGUUUCAACUAACCUCACUUAAACCCGGUAAGUUUCCGUAUACGCACCCCCCACCCCCGUAAGACAUCAUAGACGAUUCGUAUUAAAUCUUGUUUACGUGUCAAUUAUUCUGUAAAAACAUUUUUUGAUCUCAGCCAAAUAAACUAUUCAAAGCCGUUUCGUGUAUGAAAAUGGAGUUUUAUUUUUUCUACAUUUUGUGGGUGUAUUUGUUU
Molecule: messenger RNA, 3504 nt
Organism: Dreissena polymorpha
Lineage: Eukaryota; Metazoa; Mollusca; Bivalvia; Myida; Dreissenidae
Exons: 2
Coding region: 587-2122 (511 amino acids)
Molecular function (GO): protein dimerization activity
Source: RefSeq, a predicted model, not a curated record